AGUCUCAGGUAUACUUUACCAGGGUAGGCUAGAUUAUGUGAGGGAUGUAGGUACUCUAAAUAGUUAAGGAUAUUCUUAAAUCUAAAGUUAGAUUUGUGUCCAAGCUAUGCUUUCUUUACUGUUGUUGUGUGCAUGUGGACUGCCAUGGCUCACGGAGACGCUCAAGUUGAUCAACAACGGCUAUGAAGAUUUUGUGGUAGCCAUCAACGAAGAUGUGCCAGAGGAUACGGGACUUUUUAUCCAGAUACAGAACAUCAUGACGGAUGCAUCUGCAUAUUUGUAUCUGGCCUCCCGCCAGAGGGCGUAUAUUCGGUCUGUCAAAAUUCUUGUGCCGAACACGUGGAGUAAAAAUAACGCCAAAUACACCGACCCAAAGGACGAAAGUUUUGACAACGCCCACAUCAGGAUCGACAAGGCUAACCCAACCCAGGGCAACAACCCUUACACGUUCCAGCCAGGCCAGUGUGGGGACCCCGGCCAAUACAUUCACCUGACCCCCGAGUAUGUCAUGGACGCCCCGGGUAUAUACAGAGAACUAAACUGGGGGAACCCUGGUAGGGUAGUGGUUCACGAGUUCGCACAUCUCCGUUACGGCGUGUUUGACGAAUACGGCACCGCGGGGAAUAUCCAACACCCAGAGUUCUACUUGUCUGACAAGGGGAGGAUAAUGCCAACGAGUUGCACCACGGAGUUCACAUGGCACUUCCAGAACAUACACACAGAUCGACCAUGCAAAGUGAAUACGACCAACAACAUGCCAGAGGAUAACUGCACCUUUAUCGUCAAUGAAACUACAAGUCCAGCCAUUGCGUCUAUAAUGUUCAUGCAGUCGUUGAAAAAUGUAACCCAUUUCUGCGAGAGUAUCCCGGCAGAUCCUCAUCGCCAGCACAACCACGACGCGCCGAACAUGCACAACAAGAUGUGCCCUGGUCGGGGAACGUGGGAUGUCAUUAAACAGCACCCUGACUUCCGCACCUCUAACCCCUCUCGACUUGUUAACGACACCACGCCUACAUUCACGUAUCUGUACAAUACACGAGGCUUCUGGUUCGACGGAACGGAGAAGUGCGGGAGGAGAGUCGUGUUGUUGCUUGACCUGUCUGGGUCAAUGAAGAAGAAUGACAGAUGGUUCAAGCAAAGACAGACAGCUGACAAAUUUAUUAAUGACAUUCUGCCUAUCGGGUCAAAUAUUGGUGUGGUGACGUUCUCAGAUGAUGCUCAUGACUGGACACCAAUGACGCCACUAAGACACGAACUUAUAAAGAAACAGGUGGCCGGUGGACUACCGCUCUACAAAGAUGUGAGAGGUGGUACAGCAAUUGGACUUGGAAUUCAGUCCGCCUUGAAUAUGCUCAGCAAAACUGGAGACUCGAAAACUGGCCGUAUUUUGCUGAUAACCGACGGCGAGGAGAACCGAUCUCCAACUGUUGACAGUAUCAUGAAAGACAUCUUGACUUCAGAGGUCGUGGUUCACACGAUUGCGUAUGGCCAGCAGGCCUCCAAGACCCUAGCGGACUUGUCAGCUCAAACAGGAGGGUUGUAUGCGUAUUUCUCAGAAGGUAAUGCCUCCAGUAGUUUGGACUCUUCCAUACACAGGCUCUUGGACGACGUGGCUGUGUGUAAAGAGCGGAGACAAAUAGAAAUUUACCGCUCGACUACUGAAAUACCCUCGAGCGGCACUGACUACAGUGGGAAUGUAUACAUAGACGACACCGUUGGUCUGGACACUGUGUUUGUUUUCACUCUGCCAAGAACAGCCAAUGUUGAUAUUCGGCUGAGAAGUCCGAACGGACAUGUCUUCGACAGCACUUAUUCCGGAUACCAUCAUGAUGGCAGUAUGAACAUCAUCAGAUUUAAGCUACAGAUUCAAGCUAAUGAGACAGGCAUGUGGACCUACACUGUGCGCAGCUCAACAGCAGGGCCUGCAACCGUGGGAAUAACUGUUACAUCAAAGCCUCGUGACCGACACAACAGCUAUGAGUUCCUCACUUGGCUCAGUGACACGCGAGUAAAUGCCACGUCACCUCCGGUUGUAUAUGCGCAUGUACACAAAGGUUACUCCCCUGUUAUAUACGCAGAUGUCAGAAUAUCGAUUGAAAAACCUGAUGGUCAAGUCGAGGUUGUCAAGCUAUUUGACAAUGGAAUACCUCCUGAUAAUACCAAGAAUGACGGUGUCUACACCAGCUACGUGACCGCCUUCAACUCGAAUGAAAGGUACUCUCUUGACGCCGAAGUCAACAACAUUCCUGGAAAAACGCUCAUUCUUGUCGCCGCUGAUGGAUCAGGGAGAGCCUACUCCAGAAUAAAAAACAAAAGCAGAAAGACCGUCUUGCAGACAGUAACUACCAACUUCAGCCGGACCUCCUCCCCCGGUGCUAUGGAUAUUACCGGGGUCACCCCCGGGCGCGACCUCAUACCCCCUGCUGCUAUAUAUGAUCUCAUGGUGGAGGCUGUUAAUGCAGAAACCUAUACCUUGACCCUAAAGUGGACAGCACCUGGAGAUGAUUUGAAUCACGGGACAGCCACACGCUAUGAGAUAAGAUUUGGGAGGAGUUUCCAGGAAAUGAGGGAAAGUUUCCAUGACGCAAUGCUGAUAGAUGCUACGGCCCUGGCUGGUCCGCUUGUACCCCACAGACCCGGAGAGCAACAAAUAGUAGACAUUGAUCUGUCUUCCCAUGGGAAUUUAACUACCCUGAUAUUUGCCGUCAAGACCUUUGAUGAUGCCGGAUUACAUUCAGAGUUAUCGAACCUAGUGUCAGUGAGCCUCAAGUCUAAAGCAGACAUUUGGUGAUGACUGCAAGUACGCACCCCACACUAAUGGCGUUGCCUUACAAAUACAUGCAACAUAACUAUUUUGUGAAAAGGUCUAAAGCAACAUAAUUAAUUAUCGUUUACAUGCAGAUUAGUUAUUUGCAUUUUAAGUGCACCACUCCCCGCCACGUUGCAAUUAGCUGCUUACUUGUCAUACAACCCCAUUCAAUAAAUCAUGACCAUUUU
Molecule: messenger RNA, 2997 nt
Organism: Haliotis rubra (blacklip abalone)
Lineage: Eukaryota; Metazoa; Mollusca; Gastropoda; Lepetellida; Haliotidae
Product: calcium-activated chloride channel regulator 1-like
Exons: 13
Coding region: 107-2791 (894 amino acids)
Source: RefSeq, a predicted model, not a curated record